AUGAGUACAGAUAACCAAGUGAGUAUAGGUAACCUAGUGAGUACAGGUGACCAAGUGCAUGCAGGUGGACAAGUGAAUACCGAGUGCCAAGUGAGUAUAGAUGACCAAGUGAGUGCAGGUGACCAAGUGAGUACAGGUGGACAAGUGAGUACAAAUGACCAAGUGAGUACAGGUGACCAAGUUAGUACAGGUGAACAAGUGAGUACAGAUGACCAAGUGAGUACAGGUGGCAAAGUGAGUACAGGUGGCCGAUUGUGUACAGCUGAUCAAGUGAGUACAGGUGACCAAGUGAGUACAGGUGACCAAGUGAGUACAGAUGACCAAAUAAGUACAGGUUACCAAGUGAGUACAGGUGGCAAAGUGAGUACAGCUGAUCAAGUGAAUACAGCUGAUCAAGUGAGUAUAGAUGACCGAGUGAGUAUAGGUGACCUAGUGAGUACAGGCGACCAAGUGAAUACUGGUGGACAAGUGAGUACAGAUGGACAAAUCAGUACAGAUAACCAAGUGAGUAUAGGUGACCUAGUGAGUACAGAUGACCAAGUGGGUACAGGUGGACAAGUGAGUACAGAUGGACAAGUGAGUACAGAUAACCAAGUGAGUAUAGGUGACUUAGUGAGUACAGGUGACCAAGUGAGUACAGGUGGACAAGUGAGUACAGAUAAUCAAGUGAGUACAGAUGACCAAGCGAGUACAGGUGGACAAGUAAGUACAGAUGGACAAGUGGGUACAGGUGGACAAGGGAGUACCGAUGUACAAAUGAGUACAGAUAACCAAGUGAGUAUAGGUGACCUAGUGAGUACAGGUGACCAAGUGGGUACAGGUGGACAAGUGAAUACCGAGUGCCAAGUGAGUAUAGAUGACCAAGUGAGUGCAGGUGACCAAGUGAGUACAGGUGGACAAGUGAGUACACAUGACCAAGUGAGUACAGGUGACCAAGUUAGUACAGGUGAACAAGUGAGUACAGAUGACCAAGUGAGUACAGGUGGCAAAGUGAGUACAGGUGGCCGAUUGAGUACAGCUGAUCAAGUGAAUACAGGUGACCAAGUGAGUACAGGUGACCAAGUGAGUACAGAUGACCAAAUAAGUACAGGUGACCAAGUGAGUACAGGUGGCAAAGUGAGUACAGCUGAUCAAGUGAAUACAGCUGAUCAAGUGAGUAUAGAUGACCGAGUGAGUACAGAUGACCAAGUGAGUACAGGUGACCUCGUGGGAACAGAUGACCAAUUGAGUACAGGUGACCAAGUGAGUACAGGUGGACAAAUGAAUUCUGGUUGA
Messenger RNA from Mya arenaria, 1275 nucleotides. Its product is annotated as fibrinogen alpha-1 chain-like. The coding region runs from base 1 to 1275 and encodes 424 amino acids. The transcript has a single exon. NCBI's taxonomy places the organism in Eukaryota, Metazoa, Mollusca, Bivalvia, Myida, Myidae. The record is from RefSeq and is a predicted model, not a curated record.